GAACGUUCCGUGGUCCGUGGAUGCAUCCGCGUGCUCCGCGAACAUAGACUUUGAGCUUUCCUUCGAUGGCUCCAUUCUCACCAAGAUCGUGAAUCUGUUCAGAGGCCCGAUCUCCCUGCUGAUCCGGAAGCAGGCGAUCAGCCAAGCUUGUGCUCAGCUGAAGGAGAUGGCUGCCGGUCCGCUUUCCAAGAAGCUGGCUGCGUUCAACCACCUUAUGCUGCCUCCAGGCUCCACAACCCUCACAAACCUCCUGCUUCAAAGCAGUGCCGUGGAGCUGGCUGAGAAGGCUGACGACGGCCUCCAGGUCACCUUCGAGAGUGUAGUGGAUGACAUGCUCGAGGAGGCUGCAGCUCCUGUGGAGCCAGCACUGCCGCAUGCAAACCUCCGCUUCGAGCGCAGGCUGGCCGAAGACACCGGCAAGACUGUGGACUGGACGCGUGACCCAUCCGUGAGCUGGAUGUCCUGGCUCUUGGAUGAUGUGGUUGGCCCCGAGAAGCUGGACCAGGCACUUCGUUGGGCCUUCGAGGGCGCGCAGUCAGUUUCCAUCCCAGGGCCUCUCACCCCUGUCGCGGUGAGCACCAUCCAACAGCCGGAUGCUGGGUUGGAGCUCAAGGUCCAGGCAUUCCUGAAGGAGGCAGUGGUGGAGGGAGCAGAUGGCAUGUCCGCCUUUACGCCGGUGCAAGCAGUUGACCCCAGUGACCUCCGCAUGAAGGUGAGCUGGGGCACAAAAGACCGCCCCGCUUUUGGCUUGGGCGUGGAUGUCCGUGUGAAGGUGGAAGCCGUUGACUUGAAGACGAAGCAGCCUCAGGCCUCGGUCGAGCAGGAGAUGAGCCUGCACUUGGGCCUGCUCUCGCCUUCCCUGGAUGUGACAGGAGAGGUGCUCAUCCUGCAGAGCGAGUGGCCAGGGCAGCAUACUCUUGCACAGUUCCUGGUGGCGCCCAAGGAGUGUCUUACCAGCGUCUUUAAGAAGGCGCCCUCCGUCAAGACCCUUCAGGUCCAGUUCGCGGGCCUUGCUGCCCCACUGAGCUUCCAGGCGAAAACUGUUGGUGCCCUGGAGGCCUCCCUGGCAGCUUUGCUCAACAACGGCGUGGCCCUCUUCAACAAGGUCUAUCAGCCCCUGCUGCCCGGCGCCAUCCAGCGCUUCGCGGGCUCCGAGGCCGUCAUCGAAAAGUUGAAUGCCCAGUUGCAACAGCAGCUGAAGCCAUCCCAGUGCAUCUCUCCUGCCAUGGCCUCGCAGCAUAUGCGGCAGACGGUUCCGGAGUACUACAGCAACUGGCCGCCCAUCUUCAACAACUUUGCUCGCAAGUGGAUCGACAACUUCUUCGAUGGCCUCAUUGCGCACAACACCAGCGUCUUGGAUGAAGGCCUUUCCAAGAUGCCAAAGCUCCCCUUGCCCCUGGAUGCGCAGUUCAGCCUGAGACAGCUUCUUGUGACGGGACUGGAUCAGGUUAGCAAUCUUCGCGUCUUGGUCCCCUCCGACGAACACAAGAGCUGGCUGGGCAUGAGUGCGGUUGCCAAGUGCCCGACACCGCAGGCGCCCUGGUCCCCAACCAUCUCUGUCACCGGCGCCGUAGAAGCCGGAAACUUCAAGGGCAACGGCUCCGUGAUCACGGAGAUGCCCUGUGGCACGGCCGAUGCCCAGUUGGAGGUGGAAGUCGACUUGUGGAACCUGCUGGACAUGCAGCUGCCGCCAACCAUGACGUGCGCUCUCCUGUCACCGCUUUCCCACUUGGACAUCCAGACGGUCGAUGCCACCUGGAAUGGCAACGGCAGGAUCAUCGUCAAGCCGGUUGAUGGACCUGCACAG
Symbiodinium pilosum is the source of this 1807-nucleotide messenger RNA. The record is from the annotation of a GenBank genome assembly. Lineage: Eukaryota; Dinophyceae; Suessiales; Symbiodiniaceae.